AUGUCUUUACAAUUACUCAAUCCCAAGGCUGAAUCUCUGAGAAGAGAUGCUGCUUUGAAAGUGAAUGUCACAUCAGCGGAAGGGUUGCAAUCGGUAUUGGAAACCAACUUGGGCCCUAAGGGAACUUUAAAAAUGCUGGUCGACAGCGCCGGGAACAUCAAGCUUACCAAGGACGGAAAAGUGCUGCUGACGGAGAUGCAGAUCCAAUCGCCAACUGCUGUUAUGAUCGCUAGAGCCGCGGCUGCGCAGGAUGAAAUCACCGGCGACGGAACCACAACCGUGGUAUGCCUUGUGGGCGAGCUUCUGAAACAGGCGCACCGCCUUGUUCAAGAAGGCGUGCACCCUCGCAUGAUCACCGAUGGUUUUGAGAUUGCGCGUCGCGAGACUAUGGAGUUUCUUAACAGUUACAAGAUCGAUAAGCCAGCUGAAGAGGACAUGGACCGUGAGUUUCUCCUGCAAGUGGCUAGAAGCUCACUGUCAACCAAAGUGGCGCCAGAACUAGCGGAAGUGCUAACCCCAAUUGUUACUGAUGCUGUACUGAGCGUCAAAAACGCGGACAGUCGUUCCCUGGAUCUGCACAUGGUUGAGAUCAUGCAAAUGCAGCACCUUUCUGCCAAAGAUACAUCUUUUAUCAGGGGUCUGGUGCUUGACCACGGUGGCAGACACCCAGACAUGCCUACUAGGGUUGAAAACGCCCAUAUUCUAAUUCUGAACGUUUCAUUGGAGUAUGAGAAGACUGAAGUGAACUCGGGCUUCUUCUACAGUUCGGCUGAUCAAAGGGAUAAGCUCGCGGCUAGUGAGAGGAAAUUUGUCGAUGAGAAGGUGAAGAAAAUUAUAGAUCUCAAAAACGAGGUGUGUGGUCUCGAUUCAAAGAGAGGGUUCGUUAUCAUUAACCAGAAGGGCAUUGACCCAAUGUCUCUAGACAUACUUGCCAAGCACGGCAUCUUGGCCUUGAGAAGAGCCAAGAGACGUAAUAUGGAAAGGCUUCAACUGGUUACUGGUGGUGAAGCCCAAAAUUCGGUCGAUGACCUAUCACCCUCCGUUUUGGGGUUCUCUGGUCUUGUGUAUCAGGAGACAAUCGGAGAAGAAAAGUUCACAUAUGUUACAGAAAACAGAGACCCCAAGUCUUGCACUAUUCUAAUUAAGGGCGCCACUUAUCACGCCUUGGCUCAGACUAAAGAUGCGGUAAGAGAUGGUCUCCGUGCUGUUGCCAACGUGCUAAAAGACAAAUCUGUCGUUCCGGGCGCCGGAGCUUUCUAUCUGGCUGCAUCAAAUCAUCUAAGGAAUAUCAACGGAAACAAGCUGGGUGCAAAAGGUAAGAAGAAAGCCGGGAUCCAGGCAUUUGCAGAAGCUCUACUAGUGGUUCCCAAGACACUAAUUAAAAACUCGGGCUACGAUGCACUCGACGUACUGGCUACAUGCCAAGAUGAGCUUGAGGAAGAAGAAGGAAGGAUUGUGGGUGUUGACCUCAACGUAGGAGAUAGCUGCGACCCUACCAUCGAAGGCAUUUGGGACUCUUACCGCGUCAUUAGAAACGCUAUAACAGGUUCCACAGGUAUCGCUAGCAAUCUGUUGCUCUGCGACGAACUUUUGAGGGCUGGUAGAUCUACUUUGAAAGAAGGCCCACCGCAAUAA
Molecule: messenger RNA, 1635 nt
Organism: Lachancea thermotolerans CBS 6340
Lineage: Eukaryota; Fungi; Ascomycota; Saccharomycetes; Saccharomycetales; Saccharomycetaceae
Gene: CCT6
Product: chaperonin-containing T-complex subunit CCT6
Exons: 1
Coding region: 1-1635 (544 amino acids)
Biological process (GO): protein folding
Cellular component (GO): chaperonin-containing T-complex
Molecular function (GO): ATP hydrolysis activity; ATP binding; ATP-dependent protein folding chaperone
Source: RefSeq, a predicted model, not a curated record